AUGUUUCUUGUAAUCGUCNUCUUUCGUCAAUUAGUCUACCAGUCAGAUUCUGUAUCAGCAGAUGUUUUAUCGGAAAUAUUUCCAAAAAAUACACAAUACAUUCAUCGGCCAUUAUAUGCAUUAAUAGAAAUUGCUAAAUCAAAAGUUGAUUCCAAUCUUGAAGAACUUCAACCAAAACUUAUCCCAAUACCAGUAAUGGAACAAACAUGUCGGGUAGACAUUUCUGAUAUUCUUCCAAAAGACAAGAAACCAAAAUCAAAUCGAAAAGCAAUUCUAUCGAUUAAACGUCGAGCAUUACCAUUGGUGCCAGCUUAUUGCAUUACAACACACAAGAGUCAAGGUCAAACAUUGAAUAAAGUUGUGAUCGAUCUUAAAUUACCAAAUGAAACUGAAGAUAUUGCCGCAGUUUAUGUACCAUUAUCUCGUGUAAAACGUUUGGCCGAUCUAAUCAUCUUACGGCAAUUUGAUUACAAGGUGUUACUAAUUAAACCAAGCAAAUCUCAAGUCACCGAAAUGGAAAGACUGGAUCAACUGUAUUUAGAAACUCAAAAACGUUUUUCUCAUUGGUUUCAAUGA
Messenger RNA from Rotaria sp. Silwood2, 576 nucleotides. The record is from the annotation of a GenBank genome assembly. NCBI's taxonomy places the organism in Eukaryota, Metazoa, Rotifera, Eurotatoria, Philodinida, Philodinidae.